AUUUAAAAGAUCGUAUGCCCCACGUGAAUGAGACGAAAAUCUGAGGAAAAGAUGAUUUUCCUCGUUGUUAAAUCUCGAACCUGAUAAGAGUACAGAGACUAAUCAAAUUACCGUAGUGAUUGGUACUGUCAGUAGUAGCAGUUCGUAGAAUUAAAGUGCCUCGAUUACUGUCGAUCGCUGUUCUUGUCAGCCGCAUUGGAACUUAAUGGAACGGUUAUUAACACUAUUAACGCUGUUCAGAUUCAAGGCGCUUUUGUUUGUGGCUCUCGUUUGCCCCCUCCACGUGAGUAGCUCAACGAUUUUGAAAAUUUUGAGCAAUUCUGGAGAAAAAUCACGUUCUGACUUGCGACUUUUGUGAUUCUUUCAUAGUAUAAUUGUUGUACGUACGCCAUAUACGAUGACGCGUUUACGAAGUGAACACUGGAGUCUCCAUCUCCAUUAGAUCUGCUAGAUAAGCAUACCAAACCGUCAUUCGCGGCAUAUUUGUGUCGCGUUCAUGUCACAGCACGGUUAGCAGAUUUUGUUGUGACAGUGAGAUGCUCGAGCUUGCCAUUGCGUUGUCACCGUUCAUCGUUCGGCUGUGACUGUUCGCGAGCUUUUGCUUCUGUCAUUGAAAUACAAUGUCCUCGAGGAACAGGCCCUCCUCUUCUAAGGUUCAUCCUCUGGUCUGUUCCUUCUGCAAUUUGGCUGAGGACAAUGAGCUGGAAUAUGGAAAGAUGUACGAGCACAAUGGAAUUGUCACCCACUAUUAUUGUUUGCUCUUGUCCUCAAACAUGGAACAGAAAGGAAAUGAUGACGAAGGCAUACUUGGAUUCCUUGCUGAAGAUAUACAAAAGGAACUUCGCAGGGGAAAGAGAUUGGUAUGCUCGUACUGCAGAAAGCAAGGUGCUACUUUAGGUUGUUGUAACGUAAGAUGCAAACGGAUCUUUCAUUUUCCUUGUGGCAUGAAAGCUGGUUCUCUGCAUCAGUUUUUCGGUGAAUUUAGAUCGUAUUGCAUAAACCACAGGCCGAAACAAAAGAUCGAUGAACAGGUUCUAAAGCAGGCUGCCGCGGUAGAUGUAAUGUGUUAUAUUUGUUAUGAUAAAGUUAAUACUAAUGACUUUGUGAAAACAUUAUGGGCUCCCUGCUGUAAAAAAGAUGCAUGGUUUCAUCGCAUUUGUGUUCAGCAACUUGCAUUAAGUGCAGGAUAUUUUUUCAAGUGUCCCUUAUGUAACAAUAAAAAAGAUUUUCAAAAAUCUAUGUUAGAAUACGGUAUUUUCGUGCCAAGUCAAGAUGCUUCGUGGGAAUUGGAACCAAAUGCAUUUGAAGAUCUUUUAUAUAGGCAUGAUCAGUGCGAUGCACCGAAAUGUCUUUGUCCAAAGGGAAGGAAGUAUACAAGUACUAACGCUAAAUGGGAAUUGGCCCUAUGUCGUACUUGCGGUUCACAAGGUAUCCAUAUGUUUUGCGGGCAGCUGAAGUGGGCUAAUCCGGUGUGGGAAUGCGAAGAAUGUACAUCCAUAUUAAGUAAAGAUCGUGUAAAACUAGGCAACAGUUCUGCAAUAAGCAGUACUAGUCAAAAUAGGGAUUCUGAUUCAGAUUUGAAUUCAGACUCAGAUUCAGAUUCAGACUCAGAUUUGGAUAGUGAUACAGAUAUCUCUGUAGGAACUGACUUCCCUAUGCCGUGCGCCUUGACCGAUUCAUCUUCCACUUCUUCCUUGGAGUCUAUUCUGGAUAAUAUUAAUUUGCGACCUGGUCCACGUUCUUUUAAAUUACAACAGCAAAUGAUCAAGCUAGGCCAAUGGUUGGACUUAACAAGUACCGUGCUUGAAAAGAAUAUAGCUGCUAUUGAAACUAGUACGAAAGAUGAACCAUUAUCAAAAAAUGAAUCCUUAUCAAAAAAUGAUGAUGCGAAGAAGAAGCCAUCGAUAAGUAAAGAAAGUAUGGAAAGUAAAGAAAAUAUUCUUCAGCGAGAAAGUAAGGAAGAUAGCUUCCAGAAAGAAAAACGGUUCCCCAGCAAAAAUGAUGAAAAAUCUCAGCCGAUUCAGAAGACGGAUGUUAUCAUAAUUGAAAGUGAUGACGAUGAUGUGGAACUUAUUACAUUAACACAAAAAACGAAUCUUUCACCUGUACACAUGAAGCAGCCUACACAAUUUGGCAGUUUGUGUCUUCCUAGCACAUCAACAUCGAAGAAGUUAAAUGCAAUAGUGGCAUCUAAGAGCCAAAUUGUAGCUACAAUUGAUUUAUCAGAAAAGGAUUAUAUCGAUUUAUCAAAACCUAUUGCAUCAGAAAGAGAAGUUUCGAAGAAAACCGAAUCUACCAUCUCCAAGGACCAAAUCGAUGUAGUUAUGUCACAAGAAUCUACAUUAGGUCUAAUUAAUUCAAACGAUGUGAAAACGGACACGGAAGAAACAAGCGGAACGUCAUUUAUGAAUAUCAAAAUUACUAAUGUUGUUUCCCUGCCACCUGAAGUGUUCGAAAGUGUACCUGAUGUUAUAUGUGACAAUAUCACAUUACAUGCGAAUACUACUAAUACCUCGCCUCUUUUUAUAAAUGAAACAUUGGAACAACUCGUUACCUCUGUCUCGUCGAAGCGUAGUAUGCACGAAGCGAGUAACAUUAACAACUGCAAGAAGAUCAAAAGAAAUAGUUUCGACGAAAGGUUGCAUGAAACAUGUUCUCGAGUCGGAGCUACAAUACCUGAUAGAAGUGAGACAGAUAAUACUCAAAAUGAUGCAAAAAAUAGUACAAAUAAUACAGAUAGGCAGCAAAAUGAAAGAACAUCUGCAAACAAGUUCAUUCCGCUGUUAAGUAAUAAUCCAGCAAAUAAUUUAUCUUCACAACACAAUUAUAUACAAAUUAAGGGGAAUGAUGUGCAACAUAUGAAUCAAAUUUUAUCAAAUUUGGAAGGAAACACUGUACAUGCUAAUCUAAACCAGAGGAACGAAAAUCGUAUCACACAAGCAAAUACGACAGAAUUUGUAACUUUCACCAAGAAUAAUCCAGUUUUGUUGCCAAUUAGUAGUUAUUAUAUUCAACAAAUACCUAACCCGAAUUUUACGACAAUUAAUCAGAAUGAUGGAAGAAAUGAAACAAACUUGUACGCUAUACCAUCGAAUAGCGUAAUUCUACCGCGUGUGACAGAUAAUAUCACUGUGCUUAGUAACUCAACAGUACUUAGCAAUCCUCUGCUUGUAAAUCAACCAGUAAUGACCAAUAUAACUGCGCCUAUUCUGAGCGACAAACAAAUAGUAACAGUAAAUCAACAAGAAGCUGCAUCAAGGAAAGAUGUUCCUACUAGUACACCCAGUAAUGAGAACAUUUCCACAAAUAAGACGACACAUAAGAAGAACUGUGACGGGGAUGCAGGCACCAGACCUGUCGAGACUGAAUCUAUCAACUGUAAGAAAGCUGACCCACCAAAUUAUUCCCACAGUGUCUUCGACAAACAAACCAUUGCCCGUCAAAGAUCUAUCGCAACCUGCAGUGUCUUCCCACAAAUCACUAACAACCAUACCACAUGUCAUCGACCUGGACUGAUACCGCAUUACGUGGAUCUACAGGACCUGAAGUUUCGAGUCUGUACAUCGAACAAUAUUGAAAUGAUUUUAUAUGAUACGUUCUCCGUAAAUAUUUCGAUGAAGAACCUCAAGGAAAGUAAGAGAUUGGCAGGUGUAGCUGCAUCACGGGAGGCAAAAGAAAUGUCUACCAUUGCAUCUCGUGAAGCUUCGUGCAGUUCGGAUUAUACCGACAAUAUUACAACUGAGAGACAAUGUUCCGACAAGCUUUUUUGUUGUUUGAAAAAUGAAAAUUUUUCAAUUAAUGACAAAAUGUACAUAGCGCAUGGUCGGGAUGAUGCUAAAGAGAAUUUAAAUCCGAUCAGAUCUAGAGUACUCCCGCAUAACGAUACAUUAGACAAUAUAAACUUGACAAAUAAUGUUGGCAGUGUAAUGAAUAACUGUUUUAAGGAUGAGAAUGACAGUGAGACGUGUCUCGUUCCAAGUGAUAGUAAUGUAAGUGUAUUAAAUCGAACAGUUUGCAAUACGAAUGUAGAUACUAUUGUACCGCUUAUUUCGAACCAAGGUUCACGAGUUAGUUUAGAAACUGUACAGCAACAUAAACAAGCGUCUAUGCACAGUGUAAUUUCUGUACAUACAGAAGAAAGGUCCAGGACUCAACUAUUUUUCAAGGAGACUAAUAGAAUAGUACACAGUGUUGAUUUUGAUUUAAAUGUUAAUAUGAAUAAAAACAUUGAGAAAAUAUCGCAAAAUGAUAUCACUGUUCUGAGUCAACAUACUGAUGAUGAUAAAAUUGGUAAUGAUCAUACAGACGAUUCUCCGACAUCACAGAACGGUUUAAAAAAUUUAAAUAGUAUGAACGUCAGUUCGAAGAUUAAUAACCGGAACGCCACGCGUGUCUCGAAUAUUACAAGGUUUAAUGAACAUAGUAUCCUAAGUAAGCAGAUCGAUGCGUGCAAUUCUAAAAAGUUCAUUCAAUGCAUAGCGUUUCAAGAAAAUACUGUACGUCGUAAUGGUGAGACUAGGAUAAAAAAUAAUGAAUUUUGUAUCAAAGUGAGUAUAGAUUUGUGUAAGAUACAAAAUCUAAUUGACUCUAAACCGGAAUUAUUUAAAAAUCAAAAGCACAAUGCUAAUGAUCAAUGGCAUACGCACACAAAUCGAUUACCUGACUUAGAUAACUAUGUUUGACAAUAGGAUACUGUGAUAUUGAGAAUAGAAAUAGGGUGGUUUCCAGCAAGAGACACAUGAUACAGUGUAACACAGUGAAUCAUUAUAUCCUUGUUAUUUGUCAAUGUUAAAUGAAGAUGACAUGAUCACUGUCACACUGUGUUGCUUGUUGGAAAGCACUAAUAAUAAUUAUCCUUCUAUAAGGAAUUAUAGAACUCAAAUAACACGGGUACACAUCGAGUGGAUACAAUAAAAUGUUAUCCCUGAUGCAAAUACGUAUCCUAAAAUAUCAAGUUUUAAAUCAGAGAUUUAAGACGUUUCAAUAAAAAUACCUCAGAGAGUUAAUAUGGA
Messenger RNA from Trachymyrmex cornetzi, 5012 nucleotides. Its product is annotated as probable GPI-anchored adhesin-like protein PGA55. The coding region runs from base 621 to 4682 and encodes 1353 amino acids. NCBI's taxonomy places the organism in Eukaryota, Metazoa, Arthropoda, Insecta, Hymenoptera, Formicidae. Gene Ontology annotation, cellular component: nucleus. The transcript has 15 exons. The record is from RefSeq and is a predicted model, not a curated record.